Molecule: messenger RNA, 984 nt
Organism: Paramecium primaurelia
Lineage: Eukaryota; Ciliophora; Oligohymenophorea; Peniculida; Parameciidae
Source: the annotation of a GenBank genome assembly
AUGUAAGUUGGACUCAACAAAUUUGGAUUUUCUUUUGAUAAAAAAAUUGGAAGUGGUUCUUUUGGUUAAAUCUUUUUAGGUACAACUUAUUGAAUAAUCUUUAAGGAACUAAUAAAUAAACUGGAUAAGAUGUAGCUAUUAAAUUAGUAUGACAAUUUUUAUUCAUCUAGGAAGCUAUUGCAAAUAAACAUCCAUAAUUAAUAUUUGAGGGCAAGAUCUAUAAAGUAUUGUAAGGAGGAAGUAAAUUAAAUUAAAUAUAUUAAGUUGGGAUUCCAUAAGCUUAUUGGGUUGGAAGUGAAGGAGAAUACAAUAUAUUAGUUAUGGAACUACUUGGUCCCAAUUUAGAAGAUCUAUUUAAUUAAUGCAAAAGACAUUUUUCAUUAAAAACAGUCUUAAUGAUUGCUUAAUAGAUGCUUUCUAGAAUUGAAUUUAUUCAUAGCAAAAACUUAAUUCAUAGAGAUAUAAAACCUGACAAUUUUUUAAUUGGAUUAGCUUAAAAGAAUGAUUUAAUAUAUAUUAUAGAUUUUGGUCUGUCUAAAAAAUAUAGAGAUUAGAGAACUAGUAUUAUUAAAUUAUAUUAUUUUAGAUCUCCAUAUUCCAUAUAGAGAAGGUAAAAGUUUAACAGGAACAGCUAGAUAUGCUAGUGUAAAUACACAUUUAGGAGUUGAAUAAAGUAGAAGAGAUGAUUUAGAAGCAAUUGGAUAUGUUUUAGUAUAUUUUUUAAAUGGAUAAUUACCUUGGUAAGGUUUAAAAACAGAUAAUAAGAAGGAUAAGUAUGAAAAAAUUGCAGAAUCUAAAAUUGCUACUUCAAUUGAAAAAUUAUGUGAAGGAUUACCUGAAGAAUUUUCUAUUUAUUUUAAUUAUUGCAAAAGUUUAAAAUUUGAAGAGAGACCUGAUUAUAUUUGGUUAAAGAAAUUAUUUAAAGAUCUUUAUACAAGAAUGAAAUAUCCUAAUGAUAAUGUUUUUGAUUGGACCAAACUUUGA